AUGGGAGAAACAGAAGAGAAAGAAGUGAAGAAUCAUGGUGAUAAUAAAGAAGAGGAACACAACAAGGCUGAGAAAACAGAGAAGAAGGAGAAGAAGAAGGAUAAAGAUAAGAAGGAUAAGCACGAGGAUGCUGGAGGAGAAGAAGGAGAAGAUCAAGAGAAGAAGGGCAAGAAGAAAGAUAAGAAGGCGAAGAAAGAGAAGAACCCUGAAGAUAAGAAAGAUCCUGAGAAGUUGAAGAUGAAACUUCAGAAGAUUGAAGAGAAGAUCCAAGCUAUGGUCGUGAAGAAAGACGAGAUCUUGAAGCUUAUUCAGGAGGCUGAACAAGCUAAAGGUAGUGCGGUCGUAGAUGCACCACCACCACCAACUAAUUAA
Molecule: messenger RNA, 372 nt
Organism: Microthlaspi erraticum
Lineage: Eukaryota; Viridiplantae; Streptophyta; Magnoliopsida; Brassicales; Brassicaceae
Source: the annotation of a GenBank genome assembly